Molecule: messenger RNA, 1742 nt
Organism: Gadus morhua (Atlantic cod)
Lineage: Eukaryota; Metazoa; Chordata; Actinopteri; Gadiformes; Gadidae
Gene: gcnt3
Product: glucosaminyl (N-acetyl) transferase 3, mucin type
Exons: 1
Coding region: 23-1270 (415 amino acids)
Cellular component (GO): membrane
Molecular function (GO): acetylglucosaminyltransferase activity
Source: RefSeq, a predicted model, not a curated record
GCCAACGGUGCUGAUUCACACCAUGGCCCCAAAGAUGAGAGCAUACAAUGGAUUUCUUAGUGGUCUAUUUAUCAUUAUCUGUGCACUAAUUUGGCUUUUAAAUUUGAAAAAUUCGACAGAGAGAGUGCGUCCUCUGCCAAUUCCCUCUGAGUACCAGGCUGACCUGCCUGGCUGUUUGGCCAUCAUCAACGGAGACUUGGAAGGUGCAAGGUUCCGAUUAGAACAGCUCAUGAAACCUGGUGAGACAAAGACUUUGCAUACAAAAUUCGACCCUGCUGUGACAAAAGACUGCAAGGCGUAUGUCAGAAGGAGAGGGUUCAUCCCAGCGCCUCUGAGUGUGGAGGAGCAAAACUUUCCCAUUGCCUACUCCAUGGUGAUCCAUGAGAAAGUGGAGAUGUUUGAGCGACUCUUGCGUGCCAUUUACCAUCCACAGAAUAUCUACUGUGUGCAUGUGGACAAGAAAUCUUCUCAGGACUUCCUGCAUGCUGUAAAUGCAAUUGUUUCCUGUUUCCCCAACGUGUUCAUAGCGAGCAAAUUGGAAACGAUUGUUUACGGAACGUGGUAUCGGGUCCAGGCCGAUUUGAAUUGCAUGAAAGACCUGCUGCAUAAACCUGUCCAGUGGAAAUACCUUCUCAACACGUGUGGGGCAGAUCUCCCAAUCAAAACUAAUGCAGAGAUGGUGAUGGCACUGCAAACGCUCAAUGGAAGGAAUAGUUUGGAGUCUGAAGCUACCAACGAUGACAAAAAGGAUCGCUGGAAGUACCAUUUCAAAGUGUCCGACCAAAUCAUCCAGACAAAUGUCCUGAAAAGCCCCCCUCCUAUCAGCACCCCUAUGUAUCAGGGCAACGCUUACUUUGUGGUGACAAGAGAGUUUGUGAGACAUGUGAUUGAGGACCCAGAGAUACAGACAUUUCUGGAGUGGGAGAAGGACACCUACAGCCCAGACGAACACCUGUGGGCCACCCUUCAACGAAUGCCAUCCGUGCCCGGGUCACAGCCUCCCAAUGACAAGUAUGAUGCGUCGGACAUGAAUUCCAUCGCUCGCCUGGUGAAGUGGGGUUACCUGGAAGGGGACAUCCGGAAAGGGGCUCCCUAUGCUCCCUGCCGCGGCACCCACAGAAGAUCUAUUUGCCUGUUUGGGGUCGGUGACCUCCACUGGUUAUUUCAACAGCAACACCUUAUGGCGAACAAAUUUGACCCAGAGGUUAAUAACAUUAGCAUUAGAUGCAUAGAAGCAUAUCUCAACUUUAAAUCAUGGAGGGAUGGCUGACGCUCAAACCAAAAAUAUGAUGCUGUCUUGAAGUCUCUUUUCUGAGAUACAUAGUGAAAAACUGUCAUAUAGUAGGAGCGAUAUUAAGUUUAAACAUUUUCAUAUGGAUUUAAGUAAGAAUUGUAUAUAAAAUAGAGUGUAUGUUAAGGAAGCGCAUAGUAGGCCUAUGUGUAUGUGUAUAGUGGAUUUCAAGGAAAUCUUUUAGAGAACCGCAGUGCCAUCUAGUGGGCAAAAAGAGUAGCUUUUUAUAAAAGCGCUGGACUCUGACAUCGAUUAAUUAGAAUACAUAGGGGGCCUCGUGAAUAUAUGAGAUUAGAGCAGAGAUUUAAAGAAUUUGAGUUUAAUUGUACAAUAGGCUGCAGGGGCGAUUCUAGGAUGAGACCUUUUGGGGGCCCAGCCCCUAAGGCCUAAAAAAAAAUUUUGUUUGGUUCCGGUUUCCGACCGACCCUGUCAAUUUAUGUGCGACCCAAAU